CCGCGGGGGUCGCUCGGGGCCCGCGGGGGUCGCUCGGGGCCCCGAGGCCGCCGGGCCGGGGAUGGUGGCGGGGCCGGGCGGGCCGGGGCGGCGGCUCCGGGCCCGGCCCUGAGGGAGCCGCACCAUGAGCGUGCGGCCUCCGCAGGCCCCGGACAGGCUGAGCAGCCUCUCCUCGGCCCUGGGCGAUUCCCCCUCGGAGCGAAGGUCCCCCGGCCACCACCGGCAGCCCUCGGACGCCUCGGAAUCCACAGAGCUGGUGCAGCGCUGCGUGGUCAUCCAGCGGGACCAGCAUGGCUUCGGCUUCACCGUCAGCGGCGACCGCGCGGUGCUGGUGCAGUCCGUGCGGCCAGGUGGGGCUGCCAUGAGGGCCGGGGUGCAGGAGGGCGACCGGAUCCUCAAGGUGAACGGGACCAUGGUGGCCAACAACUCCCACCUGGAGGUGGUGAAGUUGAUCAAGUCCGGCGCCUACGUGGCCCUGACCCUGCUGGGAUCCCCCGCCGGACCCGCGGGAAUUCCGGGAUCCCAGCAGGAGCCGGAGCCCUCGGGGUGUCCCCAGGGGCCCCCCCAGCUCAUCACGGAGCCCAGGCCCCUCCAGGACCCCGAGGUGCGGAAGCACGCGGCGGAGAUCCUGCAGAACAUGCUGCGCCAGGCUGAGGCCGAGCUCCAGCGCUGCCAGGCGGGCGCGGCGGGGCAGGAGCAGCUGGAGGCGGCGCGGCGGCGCCUGGAGCAGCUGAAGCUCAAGGUGCUGCAGGAGUCCCGCUGUUCCCAGUCCCAGGAUUCGGGGUCCCGGCCCCUGGAGGGGGAAUUCCGCCGGAGCCUGGCGGGGUCCCCGCAGCUCCCGGGACGAUUCCCGCGGGAUCCCCGGGAUGGGGACCCGGGGCUGGAAUCCGGCCCCGAGCGGCUCCCGGCCCUGGCAGAGGUAUCCCGGAAUUCCGGCUUUUCCCAGCCCGGCAGCCCCCGGAGCUCCCCCGUGCUCGGCUCCCGCCUCGCCACGGAUCCGGGAUCAGGGAGGCCCCAGAUCAUCGGUCCCGAGGAGGAUUGUGAGCCCGGGAGCGGCAGCAGCGAGAGUGACUCCGUGUUCCAGGAUUUGGGAAUUCUCAAAUCCCGCCCGGCCCAUUUGGGAGUUUUCCUGAGGUUCCUCUUCUCCCAGGCCGAUCCCACCCCUCUGCUGUUCCACCUGUGCUCCGAGGUUUGCUGCCAGCAGAGCAAUCCCAGGGAUUCCCGAGCCCUGGGAAGGCACAUCUGGAACAUCUUCCUGGACAGGAGCGCGCCCCUGCGGGUGAAGGUGCCGGAGCAGCUCCUGGCCGAGAUUGAGCUCCACCUGCGGAACGGCGAGGAGCUGCGGCCGGCGCUGCUGGAGGCUCAGGAAUUCGUCAUCCCGGAAAUCCAGGAGCAGCUCCAGGACUACAGGGCCAAGCGCACGCUGGGGCUGGGCGGGCUCUACGGGGAGAACGAGCUGCAGCAGCUGGAGCAGCUGGAACAGCUGGAAAAACACCUGGAAAAGGCUCCGGAGCAGCCGGAGGAGCCGCGGGAACGCCGGGAAUGCCGGGAACGCCGGGAGCGGGCGGCGGCCGAGCGGCAGCUGGGACACCUCGGGGACAUCCUCUCCAAGUACGAGGAGGAGCGGAGCGCUCCCAUGGCCUUCGCCCUCAGCACCUUCAUGGCCCACGCCGGGAUCCGGCCCCGGGAAUUCCGGGAAUUCCGGGAAUCUCAGAAUCCCGGCGCCUCCGAGAAGAUCCCAGACAAGGACAAGUGGCUGCCCUUCUUCCCCAAGGCCAAAAAGAGCAGCAGCUCCAGGAAGGAGAAGGAGCAGAGGCAGAACCCGAUCCUGAAAUACAUCGGGAAGCCCCGGAGCUCCUCCCAGAGCACAUUUCAUGUCCCCCUGUCCCCCACGGAAGGCGGGAAGCCGGGCAGCGUCCGGACCAUGAUCCAGCACUUUGAGAACGGGCACGGGGAGCCCCCGGAGCCGGAGCCGGGCCCGCAGCGCCGCUCCACCGGCAGCGUUCCCGAGGGGCUGCUGGAGCCCGCCAGCUGCCGGGCCGAGGUGCGCCUGGGCCGCUCGGAGUCGCUGAAGGGGCGGGAGGAGCUGCGGCGCUCCCGGCGCGCCGAGCCCGUGCCCCGAUCCCGCAGCGACGUGGACAUGGACACCGGGAAUUCCGGGAACGCCGGGAGCGCCGGGAGCACCGGGAGCGACACCCCCCGGCUGCACUCGGCCUCCUCCUCCGCCUCCAGCCUCUCCAACAGAUCCCUGGAAAAUCCCACCCCCCCUUACACGCCAAAGAUGGGGCGCAGGAGCAUGGACUCUCCCUUCGGGGCCGAUCCCUUCCUCCCACACCUCCUGGAGGACGAGCAGGGCCCCGUCCCCGACCUGGAGGCGGAUCCCGAAUCCCAAAAUCCCCCGAAUUCCCAGAGCUGGCAGCAGAAUUCCCCGAAUUCCCAGAGCUGGCAGCACUCGGUCAGCCGGGAGCUCCUGGCCAGCCUGUCCCAGCGCGAGGUGGAUCGGCAGGAGGUCAUCAACGAGCUGUUUGUCACCGAGCUGUCCCACCUGCGCAUCCUGCGUGUCCUGGACUCGCUGUUCCUGCAGCGCCUGCGCCGGGAGCAGCUCCUGAGCCGGGAGGAGCUGGGGCUGCUCUUCCCCAACCUGCCCGAGCUCAUCGGCGUGCACAAUUCCCUCUGGGAAUCCAUGCGGCGCCUGCGGGAGGAGCAGGGCCCCGUCAUCGGCGGCAUCGGAGACCUCAUGCUGGCCCGGUUCGAGGGCGCUGCCCAGGAGGAAUUCCAGCGCGCCGCCGCCGCCUUCUGCUCCUCGCAGUCGAUCGCGCUGGAGCUGAUCCGCAGCAAGCAGCGCAAGGAGGCGCGAUUCCAGAGCUUCAUCCAGGAGGCCGAGAGCCAGCCGCAGUGCCGGCGGCUGCAGCUGAAGGAUCUGCUGAUCGCCGAGAUGCAGCGCCUGACCAAGUACCCGCUGCUGCUGGAGAACGUCCUCAAGUGCACCCCGGCGGGCAGCGCGGAGCAGGAGAAGCUGCGGCGGGCGCGGGAGCGCAGCCGGGCGGUGCUGCGGGCGGUGAACGAGGCCGUGCGCCGCGCCGAGAACCGGCAGCGCCUGCGCGAGCACCAGCGGCGCCUGGACACCUCCGCACUGGAGCGCUCCAGCAACCCGCUGGCCGCGGAAUUCCGGAACCUGGACCUGACCUCGCACCGGAUGAUCCACGAGGGACCCCUGUCCUGGAGAGUGGGGAAGGACAAAAGCGUGGAGCUGCACGUGCUGCUGCUGGAGGAGCUGCUGGUGCUGCUGCAGCGGCAGGACGAGCGUUGGCUGCUCAAGUGCCACAGCCGCGGGCUGGCGGCCGACACCAAGCAGAGCUUCAGCCCCGUGCUCAAGCUCAGCUCGCUGCUCGUGCGCUCCGUGGCCACAGACAAGCGCGCCCUGUUCAUCAUCUGCACCUCGGAGCUGGGACCCCAAAUCUACGAGCUGGUGGCGCUGACGUCCUCGGAGAAGAACACGUGGAUGCAGCUGCUGGAGCAGGCCGUCCAAGGGGCCACCAGGAGCCUCCCGGGGCCACCGAAGCAGGAACAGAGCGAGGCCAGCGGGAACGGAGACACCGGCCUGCUGCUGCCGGACCCCGCCGUGUCCCCAGAGCUGGCCCGGGACACCGAGCCCGAGGAUUGUUCCUCAGCCGGCAGUGACCCCGAGCCCUCGGGAAGGGCCCGAGCCCUGCAGGAGCUGCUGGAGGAGCCACGCGGGGCUGGGCCGGGGGACCCCGACCCCGACCUGGGGCACCCCGACCCCAUCCCGGGAACCCCCAAAUCCCCGGGAAGCGCCGGAGUGGCUGAGGCAGCGCUGCAGGAUGUGGAGACCCUGCGGCUCCUGAUUGUCCGGAGGCUCCGGCCGGGACGGGACCCCGACGUGUCCAGCUGGGAAUUCCCCACGGCCAGCCAGGAUUUGGCCACGUCUGGCCGGGAUUCCAGGAUGUCCAGCCGGGAAUUCCCAAUGUCCGGCCGGGAAUUCCCCACGGCCAGCCAGGAUUUGGCCACGUCCGGCCAGGAAUUCCCGGCGUCCGGCCGGGAUUCCAGGAUGUCCAGCUGGGAAUUCCCCGUGUCCGGCCAGGAAUUCCCAAUGUCCAGUCGGGAAUUCCCAAAGUCCAGUCAGGAAUUCCUGAUAUCCAGCCAGGAAGGGCCGGAGGGGCCGGAGUCCAACGGGAUCCGAAUCAACCGGAAAGCCCAGGAGGAGGGGCCGGAGGAGGCCACGCCCCCGCGCGGCUGCAGCCAAUCAGAGCCCGAGCUGCGGGAAGGAGGCGGAGCCAGCGCCGAGGGGAAUUUCUUCUACCUGAGCCUCCCCAGGGGCUGCCCCGGGCCGGGAGGGGACAUCGGGGACAUCCCUGGGGACACCCCUGGGGACACGGAGCUGAUCCUGGGCACCCUGGAGGAGCUGCGGGGGAAACUGCUGAGCCUCAGGGCCCUGGAAGCCGCUCACCGGCACCUGCUGCGCUCUCUGCGGGGGGACAAGGCCAGUGUCCCCGCUGUCCCCGCUGUCCCCGGGGUCCCCAGCCCCGUCCCCAGGUGGGCCCCGCCGCCCCCCGGCACGGCCCAGGCCCCGCGGGGACACGGUGCCACCCGCGCUGGCGCUGCCACCAAGGGCACAGGCUCCGACGCCCCUGCCCACCUUUAACCCGGGAGGGGGGGGAUGGGCUGGAAUUUCCCUCCCCUCCCCCAAAUUUCCCCCGGAAGAUUUUCCAGGGAAUUCCGGCCGGGAAUUCCCCCGGACAGCCGGACAGAUGCACUUUGUUGGGAAUUCCCCCUUUUCCCCCCAAAAAAAUCCUAUAAAUAUGUACGUACGCCCCUCCCCCACGCUGUAAAUACCCCGGGUCCCUCCCUCCCACAAUCGGGGGUGACACGGUGACAAUCGGGGGGUGGCACCCCCAAAACCCCGGGAUUUCCCCCCAAAACCCCGGGAUUUUCCCCCCAAAACCCCGGGAUUUUCCCCCAAAACCCCGGGAUUUCCCCCCAAAUCCCCGAAUUUCCCCCCAAAUCCCGGGGUUCCACAUAUAAAUAUUAUAAAUAACAGAGCCCAGGCGGGCGCUGGAAGCUGGGAAGAA
Molecule: messenger RNA, 5090 nt
Organism: Taeniopygia guttata (zebra finch)
Lineage: Eukaryota; Metazoa; Chordata; Aves; Passeriformes; Estrildidae
Product: rho guanine nucleotide exchange factor 11
Biological process (GO): G protein-coupled receptor signaling pathway; intracellular signal transduction
Cellular component (GO): cytoplasm
Molecular function (GO): G protein-coupled receptor binding; guanyl-nucleotide exchange factor activity
Source: RefSeq, a predicted model, not a curated record